AUGGUAGCACCACCGGCCAUGGGUGGCGACAACAAGCGGUCCGGCUGGUGGUGCAUGGAUUGGCAGGAGGAGGAAGAAGAUGAAGAAAAUGUCCUCGCCGCCGGUGCUCGUCGGCCCGUCGGAGCCCACGCCCACCAGCCGGGCCACUUGUUCCUAGGAGCCGUGGGCGAGCUCGCGCGCGGGCUGUCCACGCCGUCCGUCGUUCCAGUGAGGCACGACCCGUCGCUCCCGGAGAUACCGCAGCUGCUCGCCGCCCUCGGGCCGUCCCUGGACUUGAAGCCUGUCGAGUUCGCCUACACCGACGUGACCAUCCCUUGGAGCUUCGUCAACCGCAUCAAGGCCGAGUUCCGGGGCGUCGAACAGUGGUGCUCGACGUUCGAGGUUGUCGCCGCCGCGAUAUGGCAGUGCCGGACCCGCGCGAUCGACGCCGACCCAGGCUCCCCCGCGCCGCUGAUUUUCACGGCCAACAUGCGGACACUACCCAGUUUUCUACUAGUGUUUCCGCACGCGGGCGCCCAGGACGGCUUCUACGGCAACUGCGUGGCGUUGCAGAUGGUGGUGACAACGUGUGGCGCGGUGGCGAACGGCGACACCGCUGAGGUGGUGAAGCUGAUCAAGCACGGCAAGGGGCGGAUACGGAACAUCCUCGGGAACUACGAGCCCGUGGUGUUCAGCGAGGAGCUCGUUGGCGCGCUCAACGGGUACACGCCGCUGUUCAUGACGAGCUGGGCGGCAUAG
Aegilops tauschii subsp. strangulata is the source of this 738-nucleotide messenger RNA. Its product is annotated as acyl transferase 15-like. Lineage: Eukaryota; Viridiplantae; Streptophyta; Magnoliopsida; Poales; Poaceae. The record is from RefSeq and is a predicted model, not a curated record.